AUGUCUGGGGGCUCAGAGAGUGAUGACUCUGUAAUAGCUAAUGGGAGGGUUUACAUUCCUGAAGUAAGAAAUGAGGAAACACCAGCAGUUGGGAUGAAGUUCGACUCGCUUGACCUCGUUUAUAAUUUCUAUAAUAGAUAUGCAUUCUUGGCUGGCUUUGGUAUUCGACUUCAUUCCAGCUUUUGGGGGAAAAAUAAGAAAGAGAUUCUGAGAAAAGAAUUUGUAUGUUGCAAACAAGGUGCAUACCGGAAUGAUGAAACUCGGGAGAGAAAAAGACAGCGGGGAAUAAGUAGAUGCAAUUGCAAAGCUAAGAUUGUGGUUGUGAAGACACAUGGGAGCAAGAAGUAUACCAUCUCUCUUUUUGCAGAGGGACACAAUCAUAAGAUGACACCCUCAGGAAGAAUGCAUUUACUGAGAUCACACCGUCGUAUUUCAGAUUCUACAAAAGUACUUACAAAACAGUUGGGUUCGGUUAAUAUUCCCAUUAAUCAGAAGGAUAUGUACAAUCUUGAAUGUAGUGUGAAUGAGAAGCUGAGGAACCACGAUGUUGAACUAGUGACCGAGUAUUUUAUGGCUGAACAGAAAAAAAUGAGGCUUUUUAUUUCAAGAUUGAGGGAGAUGGCGAUAACAGGUUUAGUCGAUGUUUUUGGGCAGAUGCAACUUCUAGACGGGCGUACGGGUUUUAUGGAGAUGUUGUUGUAUUCGAUACCACAUUCAACACGAAUAGAUACGACUUGA
Molecule: messenger RNA, 738 nt
Organism: Prunus armeniaca (apricot)
Lineage: Eukaryota; Viridiplantae; Streptophyta; Magnoliopsida; Rosales; Rosaceae
Source: the annotation of a GenBank genome assembly